CGCGUCCACGAGCGGUAUCUGAUGAGUGAGUUCCGUAAUAGCGGUAUUGAAAUGGUGCACGCGUGAAAUAUUGUAAAUACAAGAACGGAUUUAAAAGAGAAACGCAGUGAAUGUUGUUGAGGAAUUCAGCCUGUCGUCAUCAUCGUUCUAACCUAUUUCACGAAACAUUGUAUUCUUCAUUCUGGAAUUUUCCGACGCGCUGCCAACGUUUGUUUGCCAACAGUGAUUCGGCAUGAUGCCAUGUUCCCGCAAACACUGAGCACAGAACCAUGCAAAAUUAUUAGCAUGGCUGACGAAGUAUUGCCGGCGAGUUUGGAGAAGCUCGAAAUUGAUCGUCUCUCCUCGAGCUGUCCUCAUAUUACACCUACUGACAAAGCAAAGUCAACAAAUCCAUUCAGAACAACAACUAAAAGUGUCAAUUCUGACUGCAGUCAUUUGUUUCAAAGGAGAUCAAUGCCUAUUAGGCCAACAUUAAAUACAAUCAGCUCCAGAGGCGUAAAGAGCACAACGAAUUUCAAACCAUCAAAAAAUGAAAGAGUACUUGAUAAAAAUAAGAAAAACUCAAUAAUCAAAGAGGCUGUUUUAAAAUUAAAUGAUACUGGCACUAACUGUCUUAGUGAUAAUCUAGAGAAUACGUUGCUUAAAGAAACAUGUAAAUUUAGUAUUUGUGGUAAAAAUUCAAAGAUUUUUGGCCAUGGUUCGGUCACAAAGGACUUUAAAGCACUAAAUAUUAGUCAAGAUUCUAGACAAGCUAAGGACGAUACCAGCAUUCAAGAUAAUUACCAAGCUAGUAGCUUUCAACGGGCACGUAGUAAUACGAUGCCAAGUUUGAAAAGAGGACCUGGCCCAGGUGGAGGCAAUAACAGUCAAUCAGAAACACCUAGUUCAACUGGUCAGCCUUCGAGUUCAAAUACAUGUUCAGUACAAGCACGAAUAUCUCCACCUUCGUGUGAUGUCACUAUUGACGAGCUUGCCAGCUACUUCGAGGAGUUUGUUCAUAUUCCAAAGAAGAUGUCACAUAUGGCAGAAAUGAUGUAUAUUUAACUAUAAUAUAUUGAAUUA
Habropoda laboriosa is the source of this 1062-nucleotide messenger RNA. RefSeq names its product oxidative stress-responsive serine-rich protein 1. Gene Ontology annotation, biological process: cellular response to hydrogen peroxide. The transcript has 2 exons. The record is from RefSeq and is a predicted model, not a curated record. NCBI's taxonomy places the organism in Eukaryota, Metazoa, Arthropoda, Insecta, Hymenoptera, Apidae. Bases 241 to 1044 code for a protein of 267 amino acids.